AUGAACAAAUACUUAUCAAUAACUGGAGCCGUCUUAGUGGGAUCAAUGGUCGGCACAUCAGAUGCUAAUACUCUUUAACAAAACAUUCAAGAAUUGGCACUUGAUAGGACAAAUCUUAUAUAUCUAUAAGCCUUACAAAGGUUUAAUGCUCAAGAAAGAAGUAAAAUCUAUGGCUCAGGGCCAAAAGUUGAAAGAGGAUUCAGUCUUCACAAUAUCGGACAUGCCACUGGUAUUGCUGGUGAUCUUGUUGGAAUUGGUGCUAAUAUCUACGGUGCUGUCCACUAACCACAUGUUGAGAGAGGAAUCAGUCUUCACAAUCUCAAUCAUGCUACCGGUAUUGCCAGCGAUCUCGUUGGAAUUGGUGCAAACAUUUAUGGAGCCGUUCAUAACGUUUAAGCAAUGGCUGAUGAUGAAGAAGACGAUGAAAUCGAAGUUCAAAGAUACUUAGGAGGACCACAAGUUGAACAAUAUUUUGAGGGACCAGUUUAUGUAAGACCAUCAAGAUAUUAAACUGUUGUGUACCCAUAUGAUGAUUGA
Messenger RNA from Stylonychia lemnae, 537 nucleotides. NCBI's taxonomy places the organism in Eukaryota, Ciliophora, Spirotrichea, Sporadotrichida, Oxytrichidae. The record is from the annotation of a GenBank genome assembly.